AUGGGGUACUCCUAUCUUGGAAGUCAAAUCCGUGAGAUCGCCGGCGAAAUGGCCCGGAUCUUGUGCAGCGAGGAUCAAGAGCGCAAGUGCCGAUUCACCGACUUCGUACCAGGACCAAACUGGUACUACGGCUUCCUCACAAGACGGAAGAAUAUCAUAAGACCGAGGAGGCCAAGCAGACUGGAUCACUUGAGGGCAGAAAUGUCCAGGAGAUCAAUUUUAGAGGCGUACUUUGGGAAACUUCUAGAGGUUCUCGAGAAGUACAACCUGCGUGAUUGUCCUGCCCAGAUAUACAACGUCGAUGAAACAGGAAUCACGAGAGAUCACAAGCCACCGAAAUCUCUGGGGCCGAGCCAAGGAGCAUUCAAUGCUGUCUCGUGUGGACGGGGUCCAAUACACACCAUCAUUGCCUGUGGGAAUGCCAUGGGAAAUCGGCUCACGCCAUACAUCAUCUUCAAGGGGGCAAGGGUUCGACAAGAGUGGACGGAGGGGACUUUGUCAGGGACAGGUAAUAAUGCCACAAAGACCGGCUGGAGCAACAGUGCUACCUUUCUCCAAUGGUUCAAGGGUCACUUCCUACCACAAGUUGGGUCAGUUAGGCCGCUUCUUCUGCUGUAUGAUGGCCAUUCUACCCACAUCAGCGUGCAGAUUAUCGAAGAGGCCCGGUUGGAAGGAGUGCAUUUAUUUGUCAUACCUCCACACACGUCCCACAUCCUACAACCCCUUGACGUGGGCUGCUUUGCUCCUUUCAAGGCCACCUACAACAGAGCAGUUCACAAUUGGCUCCACAAGUACAAGAACACAGGUCGCAUUCUGGUCGAAGAAGACAUCGCCUCGCUGGCAUGCAAAGCUUACAUGAUGGGAAUUAGCAGUGACAGUUUAGUAUCAUCCUUCAGAUGCACUGGAAUUUGCCCAUUCAACCCUGACGUCGUGCUGAGCAAGCUCCCUGAGCAACCGGAGAGGGGAAGUUCUUCCAUCCAUGGUCUAUUCGCCCCUAUCGAGAAGUUUCCAUCAUCUCCAGAAGUGUUCGCCAGGCGACCAAAAGCAAUCAGAAGUGCCCGAAUGCUGACGGAGGAAGACGAAUACCUCAAGGUUAAAAGUAAACAAGGAGGCCGCAAAUCGAAGGAGCCGACUCCGCAAGCAGCAGACCUAGCACUAGCAGCAGACCUCUUGGCACCAGCAGCAGACCACUUGGCACCAGCAGCAGACCACUUGGCAGCAUCGUACGACGAGUCACCACCGAUGUCCCCCAUGCCUCCGCCAUUGUCGCCGCUAAUCACACCGUCAAUGCCCAUACCGACUAUAGCGUCAUCCGCCACGGAAGCACCCAAGUCCCCACCGCUGCGGGCCACGUGCACGGCGUCACUGCCGCAGUCGCAAGAGCCAUCUACCAGCAGAUGCUGCCGAAAGGCUUCUUCUCCCGACCCAUCAUCAGAUGAUGUGAGCGAUGAGGACGACAACUGUGUUGUUUGCAACAGAAGAUGGCCGAAAAAUGUCAAGAAAACUGGAGGUCCAAAGAUAAUACUUUGGGCCCGAUGCGACAAGUGCUACAGCUGGGUUCACCUGAAGUACUGUUGCAACAGAGUGACGGAACCAACGCUCGAAGAAGAAUUUCUGUGUCCCAUUUGCAGCGUUGGAACGAGGAAAAGGGAACUAUAAAUAACAUGCACACGGUCACAAAUAUAUGAACAAUAUGUUUUAAUAACUUCAGUGUACGUGGGGAUAUGUAUUAUUUUUUUUACUUUCCAGUAUCGGUGGCAGAGUUAACCUGUUAACUUUCAUAGGCCUAACUGUUUUUUAACCUGUCAACUUUCGUAACUGUUUUUCUUUAUUCGA
Molecule: messenger RNA, 1836 nt
Organism: Patiria miniata (bat star)
Lineage: Eukaryota; Metazoa; Echinodermata; Asteroidea; Valvatida; Asterinidae
Exons: 1
Coding region: 1-1659 (552 amino acids)
Cellular component (GO): nucleus
Molecular function (GO): DNA binding
Source: RefSeq, a predicted model, not a curated record